AUGCUGUCAGUAUGGCGGUUGGGGUGCUGCAGGGGCCCCCGGCCGGGGCUGCUUCGGGCUCAGUGUGCGUCUUGGGGUUCCCGUGGGUACAGGAGCCGGGGCCCAGAAACGGGAUGGAGGAAGCGGAACAAAACCGUCCUGACCUAUGUCACCGCCGCCGCUGUGGGCAUGGUGGGGAUGUCCUACGCCGCUGUACCCCUCUACCGGCUCUACUGCCAGUCUACAGGUCUUGGUGGAACAGCAGUGGCUGGACACAACUCAGACCAGAUUGAGUCUAUGGAGCCUGUGAAGGAUCGGGUCAUUAGAGUCACGUUUAAUGCAGAUGUACAUGCCAGUCUGCACUGGAACUUUCGACCUCAGCAGUCUGAGAUCUAUUUGGUCCCAGGUGAAACUGCAUUAGCAUUUUAUAAAGCAAGAAACUCCACAGAUAAGCCAGUCAUUGGAAUUUCCACAUACAAUGUCAUCCCCUAUGAAGCUGGACAAUAUUUUAACAAAAUUCAGUGCUUCUGCUUUGAAGAGCAGAGAUUAAACCCCCAUGAAGAAGUGGACAUGCCUGUUUUCUUCUACAUUGACCCAGAGUUUGCCGAAGACCCCAGGAUGGGAGGAGUGGAAAAUAUUACAUUAUCAUAUACAUUUUUUGAAGCCAAAGAGGGACACAAACUGCCAGUUCCAGGAUAUAACUGA
This is a messenger RNA of Staurois parvus, 684 nucleotides long. NCBI's taxonomy places the organism in Eukaryota, Metazoa, Chordata, Amphibia, Anura, Ranidae. The record is from the annotation of a GenBank genome assembly.